UCCCCAUCUCCGUAUCCGAUAUUCCCAGUUCUCCACCUCACCAAACGAUUACUAUUGAAAAUUUCCUCCGUUAUCUGAAUUUGUUUUUCAAGUACCCCUUUCCAACUCUUUAAAUACCACUAAACACUCCCAACUUCCCUUAAUCCUAAUCGAUCUCCUCUAUUCUUUUUCCUGCUUGUUUUUUGGGCUUCAACAAUGGCGAAAGCUAAUGUUGAUCAGAAGCUGAAGAGGCUAAGAGCAUGGGUUCAAAACUAUGAGUGGGGAAGAAGUGGGGCGGAGGCGGAGGUGGCGAGGCUCAUGGCUUUGAAUUCGGGGGCUGAGAUUGACCCAAACAAGCCCUAUGCGGAGCUUUGGGUGGGAACCCAUGAAUCGGGGCCUAGUGUUUUGGUUGACGAUGAUGAACAGAAUGUGGGUUUAACAUUGAAAGAGUGGACAGAGAAGAAUCCAAAUGUGCUUGGUGCUAAAGUUUUGGAAAAAUGGGGCUCUCAUCUUCCUUUCUUGUUCAAGGUACUGUCAGUGGGGAAAGCACUGUCCAUACAGGCGCAUCCAGAUAAAGAAAUGGCCAAAGAGUUGCAUAAGAUGAACCCUAAUCUCUAUAAAGAUGAUAAUCACAAACCCGAGAUGGCUCUGGCUAUUACUCCCUUCACCUCCCUUUGUGGUUUCAUUUCCCUCCACGAGCUUAAGCAAGUGCUUGAAGAUGUUCCCGAGAUAGUACAAGUGAUCGGCAUUCCAUCAGCAAAGCAAGUCAUGGAUAUUCAGGAGCAUGGUGGCGCUGCCACCGAAGAAAUUAAAUCUGCUCUGCGCUCGGUCUUCACGCAGCUUAUGUCUGCGAGCAAGGAGAUGACGACCAAUGCUAUAUCGAAACUUAAAACUCGGCUUCUCAUAGAACGUCAGUUGAGGAGUCUGAGGGAGAAAGAAGAGUUGGUGUUGGAGUUGGAAAAGCAAUACCCCGGAGACAUCGGAGUGUUAUCGGCGUUUCUGUUGAAUUACGUGAAACUGAAGGCGGGGGAAGCUUUGUAUGUGGCGGCGAAUGAGCCUCACGCGUAUUUACGUGGGGACUGCAUCGAGUGCAUGGCAACCUCAGACAAUGUUGUCCGGGCUGGUCUCACUCCCAAGCAUCGUGAUGUCCAAAUCCUUUGUUCCAUGCUCACCUAUAACCAGGGGUACCCUGAAAUCCUUGCGGGACUUCCAUUGAGUCCUUACAUAACAAGGUACCUCCCACCGUUUGACGAGUUCGAGGUCGAUCGUUGCGUUCUUCCGAAAGGGUCAUCGGCGGUUUUUCCGGCUGUCCCGGGCCCUUCCGUCUUCCUCGCCUUCGCAGGGGAAGGAACAUUCAAAACCGGAUCUUGUGGAGGCAUUGUUACCGAAGGAGAUGUGAUGUUUGGACCAGCCAAUACUGAGAUCACCAUUACUGCAACUGCAAGAGAGCUGCAAAUUUAUAGGGCGGGGAUCAACAGCAGGUUCUUUCAUAGCUUAUGAAUUUGAGAACAGUGCCGCCGGCAGCCAUUAUCAUUUUUCAGCCUUAGUGAGCAAAUAAAUUAUUUGUUUUAUUUAUUUUGCAUGUAUUU
Hibiscus syriacus is the source of this 1568-nucleotide messenger RNA. Its product is annotated as mannose-6-phosphate isomerase 2-like. Gene Ontology annotation, cellular component: cytosol. Bases 196 to 1479 code for a protein of 427 amino acids. Gene Ontology annotation, molecular function: mannose-6-phosphate isomerase activity; zinc ion binding. The record is from RefSeq and is a predicted model, not a curated record. NCBI's taxonomy places the organism in Eukaryota, Viridiplantae, Streptophyta, Magnoliopsida, Malvales, Malvaceae. Gene Ontology annotation, biological process: GDP-mannose biosynthetic process; carbohydrate metabolic process. The transcript is spliced from 5 exons.